Molecule: messenger RNA, 911 nt
Organism: Candidula unifasciata
Lineage: Eukaryota; Metazoa; Mollusca; Gastropoda; Stylommatophora; Geomitridae
Source: the annotation of a GenBank genome assembly
UGAGCAGAAACACAACUUUCCGUUAUGACCUGAUGAAGUUUAACAGCAAUGGAAUGUGCGACCAACCAUCACCAGAUAUCACGCUUCUCAACAACAGUAAUCCUUCACCCAAUGCACUAAGGCACACAUCUCAAGGAGGGAGAGAGGCACUCCCUCUGGUCAGAUCCUCACAGGAAAUGAUCGCACCAAGGAAUUCUGGUCAGCUAAGUACAGAAAAUAUUUGCACAACAAAGCUGAUCCAUAAUAGAAGAGCCAACCCAGACAAGAAUGACACUGAGAGUAUGAAAGACAAGUUUAAUUUUGCCUAUAUUCAGUUCCAGUCAAAGAAAACUGUUUCCUCACCAAGAGAAUUUCAGUAUCCAUCAAGACAGGUUAAACACGAAGCAGUCAAUCUGGUGUCUGAAGAGAAUCUAAGUUACAACUCUGAAGUGACACAUGACUCUAAGUUGAAGUUUAACAGUAUUGACUCUGAGCAGUAUCAUAAUAACAGCCUGUUAAAAGAUAACAUUAGUAAUCUGGAAAAUGUGCAACCUAAUCAAUCACGGAGAUAUAUUCAAAACAAUCGCUUACUUACACGGCGAGGUAUCAUCAAGACAAUUGAUCUCAAUGCAUCUAGCAUUCCUGAUGAUAAGAAUCAUGUGUCAACACUGAAUGGAGGGUUUCAGAACUAUAAGUUAAUCAGGCAUUCUUCACCUGCGGCAAAUAAAACAACACCCAAGCAAAUUAAACCUUUCCAUAGUGCACAUGAGCGGCCCAAGCUAUCAGAGACCUGUCCACCACAUUUCCUGAAAAAGUCCCAGAAAGCCAAAUGUUCAGAAUCUAUGAUUCUACAUGGCAAAAACCUAUUAAACACAGCUUACAGUGAGGAUUUUGCAUCCUCACCUAAACAGUGUACUCAACUCUUCUUAUGA